Molecule: messenger RNA, 2916 nt
Organism: Hypomesus transpacificus
Lineage: Eukaryota; Metazoa; Chordata; Actinopteri; Osmeriformes; Osmeridae
Gene: anos1a
Product: anosmin 1a
Exons: 14
Coding region: 40-2043 (667 amino acids)
Biological process (GO): neuron differentiation
Cellular component (GO): extracellular region; cell surface
Molecular function (GO): protein binding; peptidase inhibitor activity
Source: RefSeq, a predicted model, not a curated record
CCUGCUUACACCGACGCAAGACAACAGUGCUUAAAAAUCAUGUUGCUUAAAGGUAUAGAUGCUUUUACGAGACUUUGUUUGUGGACUACUUUCUUCUUGAGCUUGGGGAAUGUUUAUGCUAAGAAGCAGGACGACUCUUCGUCUAUGAAUAGUAUUUUCCGCGCGAGGUGCGCGUCACGGUGCCUCAGUUUACACAGCACAAGCAUCACGACGUUCUCCAAACACGUUCAGAUCAACGGGUCCCUCAGCUGGUGUCAAAACCAUAAACACUGUGCUAAGUGUCUGGAGCCCUGCAAGGAUUCCUGGGAAAUGAAGAGGAGAAGUCAGUGUCGGGACCUUUGUGAGCGCUCUUUCCAGAAGAAACACGCGGAGUGCCUCACGAGCUGUGAGUUUCUGCAGUCGGUUGUGGCGGUGAAACAAGGGGAGUGCCCCCCUCCGGAGAAAGCUAGCGGCUUCGCGGCGGCUUGCGUGGAGUCGUGCGAGGAGGAUGGAGAAUGCUCCGCCCUAAAGAAGUGCUGCUCCAAUGGCUGCGGGCACACCUGCCAGCCCCCCAAGAACCUCUACAAAGGUGCUCCUCUGAAGCCCAGGAAAGAGCUGAUCUUCCAGGAGCUUCCUUCAGGCCCGCUGGAGGUGCGCUGGUCCUCCAGGUUCAAUGUAUCUGCCGACCCCGUCGUGUAUGUCCUCCAGAGGAGGUGGAACUACGGUAUCCAGCCGAGCGAGGACGCAGCUACGCCCUGGGAGACAGCAGCACAGACCACGCAGGAGAAAGUCUGGCUGGCCAACACGCGUGCUGGCAGGUGGUACCAGUUCAGAGUGGCUGCAGUGAACAUCCAUGGCACAAGAGGAUUCACCACUCCCAGUCGCCACAUCCACUCCAGAAAAGACCCCUCCAAACCUCCUGCCCCAUCUGACUUGAGGGUGACCAACAUGACUUUUGGCACUGGCCAGCUUGUGUUGGUCAGGGUGCAGUGGGCUGUGUCCCCAGACCUGGAUGUCCCCGUUCACCACAUCAAGGUGGCCUGGAGCUGGACUGCCACCGAGGAUGCCACUGCGUCAUCCAAGACUAAGAGGAGGAAGACCGUGAGAGGGUGGCAGGACUAUGUGGACCUGGACAGUCUGCGGGCCAACAGGAGCUACAGUGUGGAGGUCCAGGCUGUGUCCUACUGGGGACAGACCCCCCUGAAGAGCCCCAAGACCAGCCUCCGUUUCUCCACACAGCUCAAGGAGGAACGGCGAGCCAGCUCCGGCACUACACCAGUGGGACCCCUAUCAGGCGUGCUUGAUGUGGGCACGCCCUUCUACCAGGGCGGGCAGCUGCAGGUGCGAGUGUACUGGCAGAGCAGCCCAGACCCCUCUGUAGAGCGCUACCGUGUCCAGUGGGUCCCAGAAUACUGCAGACACAACCAGACCAGGCCUAUGGAGAAGGUUAUCACCCAGGAGAACUUCAUUAGCCUUCCAAGUCUGCUCUUCUCCUGUAAGUACAAGGUCCUCCUCCAGCCUCUGGGCACCAAGGGUCGGCCCCAAGUCGAGAGCACCAGCUUCUUCACUCCCUCCUGUGCCACCAUCCAAGCCAAGAGCCCAAAAACCAUUGCCUGUCCUGGGGCAAUGGGAUCUGCUCCAGUGGUGGUGACCCCUCCAAAGCUGUCAAGCAAGGUGGAGAACCUGACGGCGUCCUUCAUGGCUCACAAAGGAAACGUCACAGUGGUGUUCGCCUGGGAGCUGGCCCCGCCUCCUGCUUCCCCACUGCUGACCGGCUUCCAGGUCACAUGGGCUGAGGUCUCCCCUUCCAGCCGCCACAGCAACCUGCCCAACAGCCUGAUCUCCCAGUCCCAGAUCCUGCCCCCGGAGCGUAGUUUCCUGGUGGUGUCUGGCCUAAGGCUGGCCACCCUCUACAGACUGGAGGUCCAAGUGAUCGGGACAGGAGGGGAAGGACCUGUCGUCACCCGCACUUUCCACACCCCAAUCUCCAUGCCUGCUGUGCAGCACCGACCCAGACUUAGGAAACAUCACCAGCAGCACCAGCCUAUGAUAGAGAGGCACUGAAUGUCCUACCUGUUACACAACAAAGAUCCAGGAAACAUUUAACUACCAGUGGUGUUGCCACUGAAAGGUUUCUCCCUCACAAACUGAUCUGUAAAAAAUCCCGACAUGUACUGCCUCUGAAAGACAUACCGUGAAUGGCUCAAAUUGAAUGCCCAAAUCACCUCAGAUACAAGCCAAACAACUCCCCAUAACACCCACAAUGGUUAAAUGAUAGUGCCAUUCUGAGAGAGUAAAACAUAUUGUCAAACAUGAGGGUCCUUCUUCGAGAAGGAAACCCUCAAGGCCUACUUUGAUUGAAGAAGGGAAGCAUUCUGGUUUUACACUGCUCCAGUCCAUUACUGAUGACGAUGACCAUAUUAUACCCCAUAGUGUGUCUGUUGUGGAACAAGCCCUGUACUCGCAUGAGGAAAUGUUAAUUAGUAGGUUUUAUGGUAAACAAUAGCUUAUAUUACAUGAUGUUUACUCAGUCAGUCUGGUGAUCCGGCAUGAAAGAACCCAAUGUUCCUGGCAUGAUGCCUUUUGUAUUACUUUCCUCUUGUCACUCAACAGAACUAUGAUGACCAUGUUACUUUAUAUGUUGUCAAAGAUCUGAAUAUUAUAUACUGCCAACCAUCUCCUUUGUAAAUACUGUACAUAAUAGUGCUUGUCUGUAUUUAUUUAUGUCUGUAGUGGUGUAUUCAUAAGGAUAAGCAUUGUACAGUAGACUGUUAUUGUGUAUCUUUCACUGGAUGUGAGUUUCUUUCUAAUUUGCCAUUUUGUAAACUGUGAGAGACCCUGUAAAACAAUUUGUUUUUGUAUUAAAGUUCGUUCCAAAGGGUAUAGAACUAAAUUGUGUAGGCUGUUGUGCAUCCCGAAACUAAUCGAAUCUAAUUA